Messenger RNA from Lactuca saligna, 950 nucleotides. The record is from the annotation of a GenBank genome assembly. Lineage: Eukaryota; Viridiplantae; Streptophyta; Magnoliopsida; Asterales; Asteraceae.
AUGCUUCUACAGAUCUCGCCCAGGGAAGCAUUGAGAGAGAUUCUUGCAAGAGGUCAUAGUAGAGUUCCUGUACACUCUGAAAACCCAAAAAAUGUUAUUGGACUUCUAUUGGUGAAAAGUCUUCUUACUGUUCGACCAGAAACAGAGACUCCAGUAAGUGCAGUUUCCAUUAGAAGAAUCCCAAGGGUUCCAGCUGACAUGCCACUAUAUGACAUACUGAAUGAGUUCCAAAAGGGAAGCAGUCAUAUGGCAGCUGUAGUAAAAAGUAAAGGGAAAAACCAAAAACAAACAAUACUUGAAGAAGAACCAAAACAGAGUGAUAAUGUAACAAUUGAUGUGGAAACAAGAGUUUUGGCUAAUAAGGACAUUGAAGAAGGUGAAGUGAUUGGUAUAAUCACUUUAGAAGAUGUAUUCGAGGAACUUCUUCAGGAGGAGAUUGUAGAUGAGACUGAUGAAUUUGUUGAUGUGCAUAAAAGGAUACGCGUAGCAGCAGCUGCAGCUACUUCAUAUGUAGCAUGUGCUCCCUCAUUUCGGAGAUUAUCUGCUAUUGCUGGAGCCCAAAAUAAGCAAGGGCAAACUCAGAAGAAGCCUGGAGAGGGUGAUUCAACUUCAUCAAAGUUGCAACAGGCUCUCGUGGAGCCUUUGCUUCAAAAACAGACAUAAAAUGGUCAAUUUCUCAAAGCCACUUCAAGAUGGUUUUUGUGUGUAUGUGUGUGUGUCUAUAUAUAUGUCAUUAGCCACGUAUGGUUAAAAACUAUAAUAAAGGUGUGAAAUUUGUUGUGGAUGUGUACGAACGAAAUACUCGUUGUUUACACCAUUUUUUUCCGGCUGUAGGGGCAUAAGUUGAGUUAGGAAGGUAGAAUGGACUCACCUUACACACUAUGUGAGCAUUACAUGGCCUCUACAGAUUGUUAUUUACCUUUUUAAUUUUUAUAUUCUUAAUAACAAGC